UGUCCGAAUGGGUUUCUUACUGACAGUCUCGGGUGUAAAACCUGUACUUGCAAGCCCCCAGUGUGUCCAGUUGUGAAGUGCUCACCUUCCUCUCACGGAUAUUUCAAUGAUUCCAAAGGUUGCCAGAUAUGUCAAUGUAAACCUUUAGUGUGCCCCAAAUUAUCAUGUGCAGCAUGUCCUAAUGGCUAUCUUAAUGACACACGUGGAUGUCAAACUUGUACUUGCAAACCUUGACAAUUUGUCAAAUGUCCAGCAUGCCCAUAUGGCUAUUUAAAUGAUUCCAAAGGUUGCCAGACAUGUCAAUGUAAACCUUUUGUGUGUCCCAAAUUAUCAUGUGCAGCAUGUCCUAAUGGCUAUCUUAAUGACAAACGUGGAUGUCAGACUUGUACUUGCAAACCUUGCCCAUUUGUAAAAUGUCCAGCAUGUCCUUAUGGAUUUUUAAUUGAUUCAAAAGGUUGCCAGACAUGUCAAUGUAAACCUUUAGUGUGCCCCAAAUUAUCAUGUGCAGCAUGCUCUAAUGGCUACCUUAAUGACACACGUGGAUGUCAAACUUGUACUUGCAAACCUUGCCCAUUUGUUAAAUGUACACCAUGCCAUUAUGGAUUUUUAAUUGAUUCAAAAGGUUGCCAGACAUGUCAAUGUAAACCUUUAGUGUGCCCCAAAUUAUCAUGUGCAGCAUGUCCUAAUGGCUAUCUUAAUGACACACGUGGAUGUCAAACUUGCAAUUGCAAACCCUGCCCCUUACUGAAAUGUCCUCUUUGCCCGUUCGGCUACACCACGAACCCCACGGGCUGUCAGACGUGUCAAUGCAAACCAUUGGUCUGCCCUCCAACACUUUGUUUCUGUCCGUACGGCACCGACUGGACAACGGACAUCCUCGGCUGUGCACGAUGCACUUGCAAACCGUUUCAAUGCCCGCAUCUGAACUGUCCGAUUGACAAGUGUCACACGGGGUUUGAGAUCGAUGACAAAGGUUGCCAGACUUGUCAGUGUAAGAAACCAGAGUGCCUCGAUUCCCAGUGUAAGGACGUGUGUAAGAAUUCCAACAAGGUUCACGAGAUCUCCGAGACCUGUCACUGCGAUUGUUAGUACUAUACAACAUGUAUGAGUGCUUAUCGAACAGUUUAAAACGAUGCCUUUACCCAAUAUUUUACAACCUGAAAUUAUAAUUAUAAAAUUGAAUAGUUACCAAAUUAAUUUUUAAA
This is a messenger RNA of Lymnaea stagnalis (great pond snail), 1205 nucleotides long. The record is from the annotation of a GenBank genome assembly. NCBI's taxonomy places the organism in Eukaryota, Metazoa, Mollusca, Gastropoda, Lymnaeidae.